AUGGACAACCAUCCAGUAGAUCGUCCGGCCAAACGCCCUAAGAUAUCAUCUCAUUCAGAGCCAGAAAACCUCAAAAACUCAUCACUGUCUGACAUCGCCUCCCUCCGCCGCUCUAUAACACCCCCGCCGGCGCGUUCUGAGCGUCCCAGCGUCAGUACCACCUCGGUCAUUUCCCCGCACCAGCACUCAGAUCAAGACAUUAACAAGGCCAACGCUUCCCAAAUUAUACCCUCUCCUAUCCAACUAAACCAUAUCAGCGACUUCAGCGACUCGCUAAGGAACAAUGACGACACCGUCAAACUGCGGGAUAUCCUGGGUGACCCGCUCAUCCGCGAAUGCUGGCAAUUCAAUUACUGUUUCGAUGUGGAUUUCCUCAUGGACCAGUUUGAUGAGGAUGUUAGGAAUCUCGUGAGAGUGAAGGUUGUGCAUGGGUCAUGGAAGAAGGACUCCGAGAAUAGGGUGCGAAUUGAGAAAGCAUGCCAGCGAUAUCCGAAUGUUGAGCCCAUUGUGGCGUACAUGCCUGAACCGUUUGGGACGCAUCACUCGAAGAUGAUGAUUCUGCUGAGACAUGAUGAUUUCGCUCAGGUUGUGAUUCACACCGCGAAUAUGCUUGCCGGCGACUGGGGGGAUAUGUGUCAGGCAAUCUGGCGUUCGCCUCUACUUCCGCUCACGGACGGUCAUGAAGACAAAAAUUCUACUGCAUGGGGCACAGGGGCGCGGUUUAAGCGUGACCUACUUGCGUACUUGAAGGCGUAUGGCGUGAAGAAGACAGGCCCAUUAGUUGAGCAGCUUGGAAAGUACGAUUUUAGUGCUGUGAGGGCUGCUCUGAUCGCGAGUGUUCCUUCUAAACAGAAGGUCGACGCCUCGAGCAUUGAUGGCAAUAGUAAAACUAAAUGGGGAUGGCCGGCUUUAAAAGAAGCUCUGCGUAAUGUCCCCUUACGUGAAAAUGUAGGCGCUGAUGGUACAGCUACAGUCCCACAUAUUGUUACCCAGAUAUCCUCCAUCGCAACCUUAGGCCAGACGGACAAAUGGUUAAAAGACGUGUUCUUCAACGCUCUCGCCGCAUCCAGUUCUUCAACGAAGACCCGGCCGCGAUAUUCAGUAAUCUUCCCAACAGCCGAGGAAAUCCGGCGCUCGCUCAAGGGCUACGGCUAUGGCGGGUCCAUCCACAUGAAACUGCAAAGCGCCGCGCAGAAAAAGCAGCUCCAGUAUUUACGGCCAUAUCUGUGUCAUUGGGCGGGCGACGUAUCGGGGCAGGCCCCCAAGCGUCUACAGGACGCCGGCCGUCGUCGCGCAGCUCCACAUAUAAAAACCUACAUACGAUUCGCAGACCAGCAUAUGCGAAGUAUUGAUUGGGCGCUCGUCACCUCUGCGAACCUCUCAACGCAAGCGUGGGGAGCGGCCGCUAACGCGGCUGGCGAAGUGCGCGUCUGCAGUUGGGAGAUCGGGGUGCUAGUGUGGCCGGAGUUAUUGACUACAGAGCCGCAGGGACAGAGAAAGCACCAACAGCAGUCGAGGUCGGUGGCUAUGGUGCCGUGUUUCAAGAAAGAUAAACCAGACCCUUCGUCGAAGGUGGGCAAUGCAGCGCCGGCGGCUCUGAUCGGAUUUCGCAUGCCGUAUGAUUUACCGUUGACCCCAUACAGCACACAGGACGAGCCGUGGUGUGCGACCAUGUCUCAUAUCGAGCCCGACUGGCUUGGGCAAACUUGGAUAAACAGCAUAGCUUCAUUCCAUCAUCACGGUCAACUACCGUACUGGUAA
Messenger RNA from Aspergillus nidulans FGSC A4, 1761 nucleotides. RefSeq names its product tyrosyl-DNA phosphodiesterase 1. The transcript has 5 exons. Gene Ontology annotation, cellular component: nucleus. Lineage: Eukaryota; Fungi; Ascomycota; Eurotiomycetes; Eurotiales; Aspergillaceae. The record is from RefSeq and is a predicted model, not a curated record. Gene Ontology annotation, biological process: DNA repair. Bases 1 to 1761 code for a protein of 586 amino acids. Gene Ontology annotation, molecular function: phosphoric diester hydrolase activity.